AUCGCCUCAAGGAUCUCGGACUGUAUGCCCACCACGUCCUCGGGCCGCUCUCAACGAGACAACUCCCUUCUCACCAACAGAGUUACUCCUAUCGGUGGCGUUGCAGCUCAAGGUCGAACUCAAAAAAAUGUACCGUAAUGGGACCUGUGAGCUGCAUAAUAAGCUCCAGAAAAGAAAAAAGAAGGGGCUGUUGGGAUCCGAUGCUAACGUGGAGAUCCAAGAGGAGGUAUCUGCUAUUGAAAACUACCUCGCGAUCAACAAAUUGAGUCCAAACCCUCGUAGGAUCAUCCCCAUGUCAACGGCGAAGCAACCUUUUGUCAGUUUCACGGAGCGACAACUAGCCAUGUUCUUUUUCAACCGCGGAGGCGCACUGAGGGCACGGGUUCAGGAACUGGUCGGUACCGUCUGCACAUCCAUGCAGGAUGUUGAGGAGUGGAUAGGAGGAAAAGAACCAGGCUUUCUCAUCAAGCACCUCAUCGUCGAUAUCGAUCCCGAAGACCUGACCAGUCGCCAGAGAGGCAAGGCUGGACACCGCGCUGCGAUCAAGUUGUUAUCCCUUGAUGAUCUCGAGACCCACUUGCAGAUGCUGGACGAUCCAGAGUUCAGACCGGAGACCUAUGCCCGCAAAGGAUAUUUUCACAGGGGGUCUUUACGAACUGACGGAUUCACUAUGCAGCUCCUGUGUUCCAAAGUCAGGGAACUUCUGUCAGUCAAAUACAAGCGGCUGCCCGACGAUCGCCUACCUCCUCGAUUGACUUCCACACUUCACGGUACCAGUGAUUUUUUGACGGAGAUCCGAAACGUUGUCCGAACCAAAGAUGAUGUGGCGAGACUUUGGCCUGGUGUCGAUCCUAAAGAUAUCAAGAUCCUCACCCUUGAUGCAGGACAAGCUUUUGUCGUCGGAGCAUACGCACAUCUUCCACAAUCGGGCAAAGACAAGGAUCCAGUGCAAGGAGCCCCUCCGUCCUUCAAAGGCUUAUUCCCUAUUACCUCUUCCUCGACAACAACACCACAGGAUGUUAUGCAGAGAUUCACUUUGGAACAACAAGCGACCACAACGCCACCAACAAUGAUGGGGCUCGCGAAAGCCCACCACCAUAAUCUUGCUGUUAACCAAAGCGGUGAUGCAGCCUGUGUUCCGAUACAGACGGUGACUUGAGGACGAGAAGCAGCUGAUUCCAGCGGGUCAGUCAGACUCCAUCGCGGACAUCGGGUCCUGUCUUCCUCCUAUUCGAAGUCCAGAGGCGAGCGUCACCAAUUACAUCGAGAUGCUUGAACAAGUCGAGGAUCGACUGUUGGAAUUUUAUAAUGGUAACAAUAAUCGGUUCAACAAACACACUUGGGAUAUGAAGCGAGCCAAGCACAUCGAGUACCAGGCUAUUGCCAGCAGCCUACUCCGGAUUGUUGGUGGCAGCAUCG
Molecule: messenger RNA, 1419 nt
Organism: Gamsiella multidivaricata
Lineage: Eukaryota; Fungi; Mortierellomycota; Mortierellomycetes; Mortierellales; Mortierellaceae
Exons: 2
Coding region: 128-1159 (343 amino acids)
Source: RefSeq, a predicted model, not a curated record